Messenger RNA from Harmonia axyridis, 974 nucleotides. RefSeq names its product NADH-quinone oxidoreductase subunit B 2-like. The transcript is spliced from 4 exons. Gene Ontology annotation, biological process: aerobic respiration; mitochondrial respiratory chain complex I assembly; electron transport coupled proton transport. The coding region runs from base 117 to 776 and encodes 219 amino acids. Lineage: Eukaryota; Metazoa; Arthropoda; Insecta; Coleoptera; Coccinellidae. The record is from RefSeq and is a predicted model, not a curated record. Gene Ontology annotation, molecular function: NADH dehydrogenase (ubiquinone) activity; quinone binding; 4 iron, 4 sulfur cluster binding.
UCAUUUUUAAUGUUUACGAAAAGUUCUGUGGUUAGUUUCUCUUUGGUUUACAUCUGACAUCUUACGUAAAUUAUAGGUUCAAAAGUUUUUAAGGAUUCGGAUAAAGCUAAGCAAAAAUGCUGCGUUCAAUUACAACAUCUCAAAGUUGUCAGAUUAUAGCCAGUAAUCUGAAAAAUUCUCAGGGAAUAUUUGGGAAUGUGAUAUUCAGGAAUCAAACAACACAGCCACAAACUCAAAAAGAACAGAAUGUUCCCCCAGAAAACCAACAAUACAAACCAUACUCACCAUUUCAAGUUUCCCGUUCAAAUUUGGCAGAAUUUGCCCUUGCAAGAUUGGAUGAUUUACUCAAUUGGGGCAGAAAGAGUUCUAUGUGGCCCAUGACAUUCGGGUUGGCUUGUUGUGCUGUAGAGAUGAUGCACUUUGCUGCACCUCGAUAUGAUAUGGAUAGGUUUGGUGUAGUGUUUCGAGCAUCUCCCAGGCAGUCAGAUGUGAUUAUAGUUGCUGGAACACUCACUAAUAAAAUGGCACCAGCUUUAAGAAAAAUUUAUGACCAAAUGCCUGAACCAAGAUGGGUUAUUUCAAUGGGUAGUUGUGCUAAUGGUGGUGGUUAUUACCAUUACUCAUAUUCAGUUGUGCGGGGCUGUGAUCGUAUUAUACCUGUAGACAUCUAUGUUCCUGGAUGUCCACCGACAGCUGAAGCCCUUUUAUAUGGUCUAUUGCAAUUACAGAAAAAAGUUAAAAGGUACAAUACACUUCAAAUGUGGUAUCGUAAAUAAAUUAGGGAAGAAAUUUUUAAAUCAAUCUGAACAUCUGAAAAUUAACUCUGUAAAUAGGUUUGAGCUAUUUUGAGGCACUAGUGUCUGUAAAACACUUAAUAAUGUCGAUUUCAAUAAACCGAUAAAAGAAUUUUUAUGUUUGUGUUUUUGUAAUAUACUUGUAAUCUGAAUGGAUUUUUGAAUAAAUAAUAAAUCGAA